GGAGCGCAGAGCGCGGGCGGGGCCCUGGGCCGGUGGCGGGCGCCGUUCAAACCCGCCGGCCGCGUGGAGCUCGGCUGGGUAGAAGGCGCCGCUGCAGAGCCAGAGCCAGGAGGCACCGGCACCCCGGCCCUGCAGGAGGGGCAGGAGCGCGCUGUGUCCCUUCCAGGGGAAUACACCUGUUGGAUGAACUAAAUGGCUCCAAAAGGCAAAAUAAAAAAAAAGAAAUACAAGUGCUGCCCUUGUUUGUCAUCACCAUCUUUGCAGGAAGAUGCCACUGGAGAGCAGCUUACACAGUUUGAACCAGAUGAAGAAAUUAAACUUUUAUAUCAGUUUGGAAGCUAUCUUGAUUACAUAGAAACUCCCCGAAAAGAUCAUGGCAAAGUGAAAGGCAAAUCCAAAAAGCAUGGAAGAGAAUGGAAGACACAGGAAACCGAAAGGAAAAAUAAGCCUGAUCUUUGCAAUGGAAAGGAAAAUGUGGGUUUGUGUGAAGAAAACACUGCCAAUGACACUGAUCUUAAAAAGAAUAAAAUUCUUAAAAAGAACAAACAUGAUACUAAAGCAAAAAGUCAUUUGGAUUCAACAAAAAAAACCUUUUGCAAUAAGCAAAACUCCUUUGUCCCCUGGCCUUUUGUUGAAAAGAAAGCAAAGAAAAUAAAGCUACUUCAAGAAAACAAAGUAAUUGAUGGCAAUGAAGAGAGGUCUAAAGAGGUAAAUCACAAAAAAUAUUAUAAAAAUUCUAGAAUCGUACAUAAGAGUAAUACUCAAGGCAAACAAAAACAUCUCUGCCUUCCCUCCUCACAUAAUUCUUUUGUAACUGAGAAUGGUAAACAUAAUGAAUUAAGUUGUAGAAAUAGUUCUUGGUCUCAGACAACUUGCAAACGUGAAGGUCUUGAUUCUACUGUGCAUUAUUUUAGUGGUGGAAUCAUAGCAGGUUUUAAAAAGCGCAGGAAAUUGGAUAAGGAAGUCCCUGUUGGCUGUUUACUAGGCUCCAACACUACUGAAAUAAACAGCUGCACUAGUAGUACAGAGCCUCUUUUGUCAUCUAGUCCAGCAGCUCUGGAAAUUAAAACUUAUGACUCAGAAGAUGAAUUCAAUGUGGAAACCCUUAGGGAUAAGGCAGCUUCUCACAUGAACUCAAAAACUGAAGCAAUAUGCAGUAGCACUGAUCUUAGUCAAGAGCUUUUUAUAACCCAGAAGUCUUUUUUACCAGUGCAGAUUCCCAAUAAUAGCAGUACUUGCUUAUCCCUCUACAGUCAAAACCAUGCUAAAGAUGCAAGUGUAGAAAGAAGGUUUAAACAAAAAAUCUCUGCAGAUACUUUGGAGUUUUCUCAGAUGUCUUCAAAUAGAGAAACAUGUGAUGAACACAGUCAGUUUUCUCAGAACGGUUUGACACCAAGUAGGGGUAGAAAGUCAGCUACAAGAGAGUGUGCAAUUCAAACAGAAGACUUUUUCAGCUCUCCAGCACUUGCUUCCUCCUUAAGAAUGAAAGAGAGAUUUCCAGAUUGCCAUGAACAACCACUGGACCUCAGUUUGCCUUACAGAAUAAGGUCAAGUGCUGAGAAUACAGGAAGACUGUCCUUGGGGGGUGCAGGUGAUGGUGUUCAUGUAUCUUCCAAACACACAUUAGAGCCUGUGUGUCAUAUAGAAAAUCAUCCUGCCAGUCCAGUGUUUGAGGAGGAAAGAGAAAAUCAUGUGUUCACUCAAUCUCAAAAAUCAGAUGAGGUGAAAUACAUUCAGAUGCUGCUUAAUUCAUCCUAUUUCUUUAAAGUGAAAGGUGAUUCAGAUAAUAUAGUUUCUAGAACACAGUUAGUGAAGCCAAAGUUAGGAAACAAAAAAAAGAACAGUUGUAGACUGUAGAAGACAGGAGAAAUCCUAGCUGAAGAGGGUAUUAGUCCUACACAUCUGAAUAAAUAGUGUGCCUAUAGACACAUUCUUUAUUUUUUUUUCAGUGAUUUUUAGUUUCAAAGACUGCUUUAUUCAUUAUUUCAAAAGAGCAGAAGAUAUCAGGUAGGCUGGAAAGGAGUACACUUGAAAUUAUAGCAGGUAAAGUUUUAAUUUACUUUACUGAAUUCAGCCUUCACACUGGGCCUUUUCCCCACAAUAACUUGCAUAUACACCAUCUGUGCUGCUUAUCUAUUUUCACCUAUCACCUGUUAAACUACACUCAUGUUGUAGCUUUAACUUUGGACCAAGUAAUCUUGUGUAUUGCGUAUGUUGUGAGAACAUAUCUUCUCAUAAAACUUCAAAGUGAAUAGUUUAACAGGAUCCUCAAAUGAAUCAUAUACUACUCAGUUACUAUGUUGUUCUAUGUUAGGGUUAGCUGUAGUCUAAGUCUGUAAUUUAAAAGAAAGUUGUUUUAUUUCCCCAAAUUUAUACUGCAUAAUUCAAAUAAAUUGGGAAGGUGUUUAAUCAAACAUUACAAAGAAAAAAAUCUGAAUGAUUUUUUUUUAAUGGUGCACCUAUAGCAGCACCUAUAAUGGUGAACAAGAACAGUCAUGAAAAAAGACACAACUGUGUAUCUCCUGGUGAAAGAAUGACACCUUCAGGUCCUGACCUAAUUUAUUGUAGAGUAGGUCAGGUAAUAUUUUUUUUGUUUCCCUUUUCUAGACAUACCUGGAAAUACUGCUGGUUCUGGGUUGCCUCAAUCAAAUGUAGUACUGUUUGGAUUUUUUUGGUGUCUACUUGACUUCAGAUUUGUUGUUUUUAUUCUUACAGUUAAAUCUCCAGGUUUCAGAGAAUGAGAAAUAAAUAUUUAAAAAUUAAAAUUUAUGUAAUAAUCCUCCAGAUGAUAGCAGUAUUAAGAAAAAUAGUUCACUGUGUUAAUUAUUCUUCAUACUGAUGUGGUAGAUUAUAUAUUCUUACCUUCUGCAUACCUAUGUUAUAAUAGUUAAUUAUAAAAAAUGUGUAGUAUUUUGAAAUUAAAUAUUGCCUUUUAUUAAACAAAACUGUUCUUUACUGUGACUGUAGAAGAUAGUAUUUUUUUGAAAGUGACAAAGUGCUCUACAUUUUAAAAUUCAGAACUUAAUUUAUAUACAGGGAAUAUUCCUCAUUGUCCUUUACCCAGCAACCUGAACCUUUUGAUGUCUCUUUUUCUUUUUAGCUACAAAUGUGAACCUGCUUAAAUACUUUAGAGAGUUUCAGUAAAACUUUGCUAAGCUGCUUUUCCUUUACUCUUGCACUUCAUUUUAAACCCCAAAAUGGUUCUUCCUUAAACUCUCAGCAAAAAAU
Molecule: messenger RNA, 3228 nt
Organism: Mauremys reevesii (Reeves's turtle)
Lineage: Eukaryota; Metazoa; Chordata; Testudines; Geoemydidae
Exons: 3
Coding region: 193-1857 (554 amino acids)
Source: RefSeq, a predicted model, not a curated record